This is a messenger RNA of Talaromyces stipitatus ATCC 10500, 1240 nucleotides long. RefSeq names its product extracellular thaumatin domain protein, putative. Gene Ontology annotation, molecular function: nucleic acid binding. Bases 50 to 1240 code for a protein of 396 amino acids. The record is from RefSeq and is a predicted model, not a curated record. NCBI's taxonomy places the organism in Eukaryota, Fungi, Ascomycota, Eurotiomycetes, Eurotiales, Trichocomaceae. The transcript has 2 exons.
CUUUGACGGACGAUCUCUCCAUUCAUUUAUAUACGAAAAUAAAAUCAAGAUGAUGUUCACCAAGACCAUUGCUGCUAUCGCCUCUCUCGGUGCUCUGGCUUCUGCUCUUCCUGCUACCUUCGACCGCCGUGGUAACAGUGCUGCUGGCGGCGUCGAUAUCAUCAACAACAUGGAUAAGACCAUUUACCUGUGGUCAGUCAGUAAUACUGCUGACGCAGAAAUGAUCACUCUCCCUCCCGGGGGUCAAGGCUACUCGGAAGACUGGCGCCUUAACCCCGACGGUGGUGGUAUCUCUAUCAAAUUGUCCACCACCCCCGACCAAUCCGAUGUCUUGCAAUACGAAUACACUCUGGUCGAACCCACCAUCUACUGGGAUCUCUCCUGCAUCAACAUGGGCAGUGGCUCUACAUUCACUACUGCUGGUUUCGCUGUUACCUCCAAUGACUCUGGCAAUUGCCCUUCUGCUACUUGCAAGCCUGGCGACUCUGCCUGUGCGGAUGCUUAUCUCAUCCCUACCGACGAUCAUGCCACUCAUGGUUGCCCCGAUGCUGUCCACGGCAGCAUGCGGUAUCAGUCGUGUGCUCUUGAGUGUGAAGGCUGGCCAAAGAAGACUGCGAAGCAAAAAGCGAUAGAACGAAACGCAAAUUUACGGGACGAAUACUACCAUUACAUUUCAGAUUCCUGCUCAUAUCAUCUUGUUUACGUAGAUGAAUCUGGAUGUGAUAAAAGGAUAGGAUUUAGAAAGACUGGCUGGUCUCCUCUUGGCGUAGCGCCCUGUCAAGUAGCCAAAUUCCAUCGUGAUCAACGCUUCCAGAUUCUACCGGCCUAUGCUCAAGAUGGGGUUGUAUUAUCCCGGGUCUUUCAAGGCUCUACCGAUGCCCCUGUCUUUGAAGAUUUUAUCGAAGAGCUACUUCAUCAUUGUGGAAAAUGGCCAGAGCCGAAAUCUGUUCUUGUCAUGGAUAACGCCUCAUUUCACCACUCGGAGAAAAUUGAGCAAAUUUGCAUAAAAGCAGGAGUCAAAUUAGUAUAUUUGCCCCCAUACUCGCCCGAUUUGAAUCCGUUCGAAGAGCUCUUUGCGGGGCGAAAAGCCUUUAUCAAGCGGCAUUGGCAAGCCUACGAAGACAAUCCCAAGCAGGGAUUUGAUUCUUUCCUUGAGUGGUGCGUCGAAACUGUAGGGGCGAGGAAGCGAAGUGCAGAAGGGCAUUUCGGAAACGCCGGCUGGACAAUCGAGGAGCCGUGA